AUGCCUUCGUCACUGACUGAAGUAGGAUCGAGCUAUCCGGCCUACGUUGGAUUCAUUUAUGUUUUUAAUUUGGUGGUGGGUGUUGGUGCUUUGACCAUGCCAAAAGCUUUUGCUCAUACUGGUUGGUUGUUGGCCACUAUUAUGCUAGUCUUAUUAGCAAUAAUCAGUUAUAUUACUACCACAUUUAUUGUGGAAUCAAUGGCAAUUGCGAAUGCACUUGAUAAAACAGGUCAAUUUCAAUCGAAUAGCGAUCAAGAAGGAGAAACAGAUAAAUCAAUCAAUACUGAAAGAACGCCAGUACUUCAAACUCGAAAGUAUCUCGAAAUUGAAAUUAAUGAAAUUAAGAGGGAAUACAUAUCCAAUGUAUUUGAAAUCAAAGAGAGAGUAGAAUUGGGGAAAAUGGCGGGAAUGUUUUACAAUAAAGUUGGCAACAAUUUCUUCUAUCUGUGUAUUUGUAUUUACCUAUAUGGCGAUUUAGCAAUUUAUGCUGUCGCCGUUGCAAAAUCUCUGACCAAAGUUGCUUGUAAUGAUUUAAACGGAACCGGACUAAAUACUUCAUUACCCUGCUGGGGAAAUUUUACAGUUGGUGGUGCUUAUCGAAUCUUUGUAGCCGCUUUUACCAUCUGUCUUGGACCAUUUGUCUUUUUCAAUGUUCAAAAGACAAAAUACUUGCAAGUCACAACAUCUAUAUUACGGUGGCUAGCCUUUGCUAUGAUGCUCUCUAUAACAUUCAUCUUUCUAGGUAGUGGUAAGGCUAGAGGUCAUCCACCGGUAGCUAAUUUUGCUGGUAUUCCAACAUUUUUUGGCAUCUGUAUUUAUUCAUUCAUGUGCCAACAUUCAUUGCCAUCGAUGAUUACACCCAUUCGUGAGAAAAAGCAUGUCAUGUAUAUUCUAUUAGGAGAUUACGUUACUGUUUUAGCCUUCUAUGCGCUAUUAUCUCACACUGCCAUAUUUACAUUUCCAAUUCACUCGCUGGAAGAUUUAUAUACAUUAAAUUUUACUCAUUAUCAUGUUAAAUUUAUCAGUUUUUUCCUAUCGCUCUUUCCAGUUUUCACUCUUAGUUCUAAUUUUCCAAUUAUUGGGGUCACAUUACGUAACAAUCUAAAAUCUUUGCUCCUAAAAGAAGAUAAAAUUUAUCCAUUUUGGAUAGACCGCAUCGUCUUUCCAUUACUAGCCCUCAUACCACCUGUAACUUUGGCUCUUAUUACUAAGAAUUUGGAAUUUUUAGCUGGUAUUACCGGCUCGUAUGCUGGCGUUGGAGUUCAAUAUGUCAUUCCUUCUACGUUAGUUUAUUACGGACGCAAAGAAGCUCGAGAUAAACUAGGAAAUGAAGUUAAUAUCUAUUCAUCGCCUUUUAAGCACUGGCUAUGGAUUCCAGUGAUCAAUAUUUGGGCUAUUGCAUGUGUUGUCUUUGUUACGAUCAAUCAUAUUAUAACUAAAAAAUAA
This is a messenger RNA of Trichoplax adhaerens, 1446 nucleotides long. RefSeq lists its product as uncharacterized. Lineage: Eukaryota; Metazoa; Placozoa; Uniplacotomia; Trichoplacea; Trichoplacidae. Bases 1 to 1446 code for a protein of 481 amino acids. The transcript is spliced from 10 exons. The record is from RefSeq and is a predicted model, not a curated record.